This is a messenger RNA of Telopea speciosissima, 969 nucleotides long. Its product is annotated as transcription initiation factor IIF subunit beta-like. NCBI's taxonomy places the organism in Eukaryota, Viridiplantae, Streptophyta, Magnoliopsida, Proteales, Proteaceae. The record is from RefSeq and is a predicted model, not a curated record. Gene Ontology annotation, cellular component: transcription factor TFIIF complex. The transcript is spliced from 6 exons. Gene Ontology annotation, biological process: transcription initiation at RNA polymerase II promoter; transcription by RNA polymerase II. The coding region runs from base 40 to 798 and encodes 252 amino acids.
CCACCGUGAGAUACACAGAGAGCUGCAAGAGUUGCAGUAAUGGAAUCGGAAGAGCAGAAGCAGUUGGAGACGGGGAAAGCAGAGAGAUCGGUCUGGCUGAUGAAAUGCCCGCUGGUGGUAUCCAAGUCAUGGCAAGCCCAUUCCUCCGACUCUAACCCCGUCGCCAAGGUCGUCCUUUCUGUGGAUCCUCUCCGCUCAGACGGUCCUUCUUCCCUCCAGUUCACAAUGGAAUUGGCUGGGAUUGAGUCUGCAAAUAUGCCAAAGAACUACUCCCUGAAUAUGUUUAAAGACUUUGUCCCAAUGUCUGUUUUUUCAGAGACAAAUCAAGGAAAGGUUGCAGUCGAAGGAAAAGUGGAACAUAAAUUUGACAUGAAGCCCCAUAAUGACAAUAUUGAGGAGUAUGGAAAAUUGUGUCGUGAAAGGACAAACAAAUCCAUGAUUAAAACUAGACAAAUACAGGUGAUUGACAAUGACCGAGGAGUACUUAUGAGGCCAAUGCCUGGAAUGGUUGGGUUGCCCAAUUCUAAGGAUAAGAAGAAGGCAACACCUGUGAAAGGACCAGAAAUGAAAAGAACAAGAAGAGAUCGUGGGGAACUGGAAGACAUCAUGUUCAAGCUCUUUGAGAGGCAACCAAAUUGGGCAUUAAAGCAGCUGGUCCAAGAAACUGACCAACCCGCGCAAUUCUUGAAAGAGAUAUUGAACGAGCUGUGUGUGUACAAUAAGAGAGGAACAAAUCAAGGAACGUAUGAGCUCAAGCCGGAAUAUAAAAAAUCCGCUUCGGAUGUUGAUGCUGAAUAAAGUAUUCCUUUGGGUAAACUCACUGAUCGUGCAAGCUAGCAUGACUUACUGUUUCUAGGAGAGCUUCACCUUAGGGGUGACUCUACAUCCUCUAAGAUCUGUAAUGUAAUAAUAACCCAACUGAGGCAAAGGAAUAGUUUAGAUGUAAAAUAGAAAAUAAGAAAGGCAUAC